Messenger RNA from Orycteropus afer afer, 1089 nucleotides. It is a transcript of the gene SPATA17, whose product is annotated as spermatogenesis associated 17. Gene Ontology annotation, biological process: mitotic cell cycle; establishment of meiotic spindle localization; spindle organization. Gene Ontology annotation, cellular component: spindle pole. The transcript is spliced from 10 exons. Gene Ontology annotation, molecular function: protein binding. The coding region runs from base 1 to 1089 and encodes 362 amino acids. The record is from RefSeq and is a predicted model, not a curated record. Lineage: Eukaryota; Metazoa; Chordata; Mammalia; Tubulidentata; Orycteropodidae.
AUGGCCACCUUAGCCCGAUUACAAAGUCGGUCUGCAGUUAUAGGAAACCAGUACUACUUUAGGAACAGUGUUGUGGAUCAAUUUAGGAAAAGGGAGAAUGAUGCAGCAAUUAAAAUCCAGAGUUGGUUCCGGGGAUGUAAAGUUCGGGCGUAUAUCAGGUAUUUACACAAAAGAGUAACAAUUAUUCAAAAAUGGUGGAGAAGUUACUUAGGCAGACAACAUUAUCAACUAAUGGUGAAGAUAGCAUAUUAUACUACGAAGAUGAAUCUCUACAAUACAAUGGCUGUCAGGAUUCAGAGACGAUGGCGAGGCUAUAGGAUUCGGAAAUAUUUCUUUAAUUAUUAUUAUUUGAAGGAAUAUUUGAGAGCUGUGUCAGAGGCUAAUGAUGCAGUCAGGGAAGCACUGGCAGAUUUUUCCCAGACGAAAGAAAGAGAGGAGGAGAAGGCCAAACUCGAAGAGGAAGAGAAGAAAAGAGAUUACCAAGCCCGAAAGAUGCAUUACCUCCUCAGCACAAAGCAGAUUCCAGGUAUAUACAAUUCACCAUUUAGAAAAAAGCCUGACCCCUGGGAGCUGCGAUUACAAAAGGCAAAGCCUUUAACCCACAAAGUACCCAAAGUUAAGCAGAAGAGUGCCAUAAACCUUGACAGCUGGCUAGCUUGUACGAGCACUCGUUCUUUUCCUCGGUCUGAAAUUCUGCCACCCAUUAAUAGGAAGCAAUCUCAGGGGCCCUUUCGUGAUAUCACUGAAGUAUUGCAGCAACGCUAUAAGCCUUUGGAACGAACCUUGUGGAUGGCAGAACCAAUUGAUGAGUUAAAGGAAGCCAGAGAGGCAUUGAGAAGAGAGGAAUGGGUACACAACAUAAAUGAUAAUAUGUUUUUGCCAUUUUCUUCAUACCAUAAAAAUGAAAAAUAUAUACCAUCCAUACGUUCAUCAAGUAAGUAUCGUGCUGAUUCUUAUGGACAUCAACAUUUCCGGGAUGAAAAUCCUAAGAAAUGGAUCAAUGGCAAGGGUUUCCAAACUGUGUUAUCAUCAUUUGAUCUCUUCUCAAACUAUGGAAAAUUAUAUUCAAAAGCUGGACAGAUUGUAUAA